AUGUCAUCAAAAGCUGAACAAAAUUUCCUACUGAAAGAACAGAUUAUUAAUGCUAGCAGCGCAGGACUUAUUGGUAUUUCUUGUGUGUAUCCUUUGAAUUUGAUGAGGUUUAUGUUACAGAGUAAACCGGUUACUAUUGACAAAGAGCGUACUUACAAGAAAUUGUUCAAUUGUGGCAGAGAGAUAUUUGGACGUCACGGUUUACGUGGCCUGUAUAAUGGGUUCACUGUCAAUGCUUUUUUUAUAACACCUGAAAAAACAAUCAAGCUUGUUGUUAAUGAUUAUCUUUGCGCUAAGCUUCAAACAAAGGACGAGCCACUGUCACUAUAUCAGCGGAUGCUGGCUGGAGCAGGCGCAGGAACCUGUCAAUUGGUUGUAACAGUUCCAAUGGAAUUAUUAAUAAUUAGAAACGUAACAACGACUGGAAGCGGCGCCGAUAUCGAGAUAACGAGUGCUUGGCGCCAUGGCAUGGAAAAUAUUCGCCAAAAGAAUUUCCUUGGUCUGUAUAAAGGUGCAGUUGCUACUUGGAACCGAGAUGUUUUCUUCUCUAUGAUCUAUUUCCCGUUGUUUGCAUAUUUGAACAAUCGCGGACGAUCAUUAGAGACUGAUAAAGUACCAUUUUAUCACACGUUAAUGUCUGGCAUUUGUGCUGGUGCUGUAUCUGCAUAUGUGGCAACCCCGUUAGAUGUGAUCAAAACUCGCAUUCAAUCAGGUGAUCCGAAAUUUAAAAAUGCUUACAAUGGAGUAAUCGAUUGUGCCAAAAAAAUAUAUCUCAAUGAACCUACAAAAACUUUCAUGAAUACUGCAGUCCUUCGAGUUACGAGUAUAGCACCUAUGUUUGGCAUUUUGCAAAUGGUAUUUUAUAUUGGUAUUGGUAAAGCUGUAUUGGGAGACGGUGAAUCGAAGGGUUCAGUUUGA
Molecule: messenger RNA, 918 nt
Organism: Rotaria socialis
Lineage: Eukaryota; Metazoa; Rotifera; Eurotatoria; Philodinida; Philodinidae
Source: the annotation of a GenBank genome assembly